Messenger RNA from Metschnikowia bicuspidata var. bicuspidata NRRL YB-4993, 870 nucleotides. RefSeq names its product NAD(P)-binding protein. Gene Ontology annotation, biological process: triglyceride catabolic process; phosphatidic acid biosynthetic process. Gene Ontology annotation, molecular function: acylglycerone-phosphate reductase (NADP+) activity; triacylglycerol lipase activity. The transcript has a single exon. The record is from RefSeq and is a predicted model, not a curated record. Gene Ontology annotation, cellular component: endoplasmic reticulum; lipid droplet. The coding region runs from base 1 to 870 and encodes 289 amino acids. NCBI's taxonomy places the organism in Eukaryota, Fungi, Ascomycota, Pichiomycetes, Serinales, Metschnikowiaceae.
AUGGCGCGCCAGAAAGUCGUGCUCGUCACCGGCGCCUCGUCCGGCAUCGGCUUGGCCGCCGCAGUGGAGUUUGCAAAAAGAGGCUACAAGGUAUACGCGUGCGCCCGGCGUCUUGCACCCAUGGCGCCCUUGGAAGCCCACGGCAUUCACACGCUUGUCUGCGACGUGACACAAACAGACGCCGUGGCCAGAAUGUGCAGCCACAUCAGCAGCGACAACGACGGCAGGCUCGACAUUCUAUACAACAACGCCGGCCAGGCCUGUACCAUGGCGGCCAUGGACGCGACGGACGCCGCGGUGGCACAAUGUUUUGCAGUCAACGUGUUUGCCCCCAUGGCGGUGACGCGUGAAUUUGCAGCCUUGCUCAUCAAGGCCAGGGGCACGGUGGGCUUCACGGGGUCGGUCAGCGGCGUGCUCCCGGCGCCGUUUCUCGCGGUGUACUCGGCCUCCAAGGCCGCGCUCCAUCAGUACGUGGCCACGCUCCGCGUCGAGAUGGAGCCGUUUGGCGUGACCGUGUUGAACUUCGUGACCGGCAGCGUGCAGACACCCAUCGGCGACCUGCGCGGCUUGCCGGAACACUCCAGGUUCCGGGUGCCGGGCAUCGACGCGGCCAUGGCCGAGCUCCUGGGCAUGACGGCCCUGAAACGCCCGGUGUCGGCCGAGCUGUACGCACGCCGCGUGGUGGGCGAUUUCGAGGCCCAGCGCUUGGGCGGCCGCUUGCACAUCUACCGCGGCGGCGCGGCGUACUUUGCGGGGCACUUGUUGGCGUGGUGCCCGCGGGUUCUUGCCGAGAAGCUUCUCGUGAGCCAGUUGAAGUUUUCCGAGGCUUUCGAGUACAUCCGAGCGAGGCACCUGGGCGCCGCGGCGUGA